This is a messenger RNA of Spea bombifrons (plains spadefoot toad), 1318 nucleotides long. RefSeq names its product LRAT domain containing 1 (gene LRATD1). The record is from RefSeq and is a predicted model, not a curated record. NCBI's taxonomy places the organism in Eukaryota, Metazoa, Chordata, Amphibia, Anura, Pelobatidae. The transcript has 2 exons. Bases 166 to 990 code for a protein of 274 amino acids.
CAAUCAAAAGGCAGUGCAGUGGCCAGGGCUAUCCCCACACCUCCGCUGCACCACCAGCCCCCCCAUGGCCACCACAAGGGGCAUUUAGGAUUUUUUUUCUACAGCUGCAGGGAUAAUACACACAGAACUGGCGUCCCAGCUGACAUCCCCCUGUCCCUGUCAUUGAUGGGAAAUCAACUGGAUCGCAUCACCCACCUGAAUUACAGCGAGCUGCCGACAGGGGACCCCUCCGGGAUUGAGAAGGAAGAGCUGCGGGUCGGGGUGGCUUACUUCUUCUCGGAUGAAGAUGAGGAUCUGGACGAUAGAGGGCAGUCAGAGCGCUACACAGUGAGGGACUCCAGCCCCAGCGAAGGAGAGGGGCAUCUACUACUCAACGAAAUCGAGUUCUCCGCCUAUAGCUGCCAGGAAUGCAUCUUCUCCAAGCUCAGAGGCAGCCAGGACCUCAGUGUUUACCCCGUCCAGGGCUUGCUAGCCUUCUGCAAACCAGGAGACCUCCUGGAGCUGCUCUUCAUUUGCCCAGCAACGGACCACCCUCCACCCCCAUCAUCCCCACACUGGGCAGUUUAUGUUGGACAGGGACAGAUCAUCCACUUACACCGAGGGGAAAUCCGCAAAGACGACGUAUUUGAGGUUGGGGGAGGGUGCAUGGGCAGGGUGGUGAGUAACUGGUACCGGUACAGGCCACUCAAUGCUGAGCUGGUCCUCCAGAACGCAUGUGGACAUCUUGGCUUGAGAACUGAUGAGAUUUGCUGGACUAACUCUGAGAGCUUUGCAGCCUGGUGCAGGUUUGGCAAUAGGGAAUUUAAAGCUGGUGGAGAAGUCCACACUGGGAACCUGCAAUACUUCCUGAAGCUCCAUCUAGAGGAGAACAACAUCCACACUCUGAGGUUUCACAGUCUGGAGGACCUUAUAAGAGAGAAACGAAGAGUGGACGCUGGUGGCAAACUGAGAGUCCUCAAGGAGCUCUCCAUGGUAGAGGAGAAACAGUAAGAACAUGGACCUUUCCUUUUUUUUUCUUUUGCCAAACUGCACCUUAAGACUCAUUAUUAAGGAUCAUGUCAACAUUCCAGGAACCAGCAUUGCACCAUAGCCACUGUCUGAUUUGGCUUUAUAACACAUGGUAUCACCAGAGUAUCAAAAAAACCCACAAAAAAAAGCAACAACAAUUUCUGAGUAUGUUGGCUGUUGUGUUGAUGUCUAUAUUGAGCAUUUAGCAACAUGCUAAAUAAAAUUUCAAAUUGAAAUUUGUAUUUUCAUGGCUUUACUCCAUGAUUGUUUAACCACAGAGGCCAAUAAAUUGGAUUUCUUUAUUUGCUUA